CGGCACUGGGCGCGGGCUGGUCUGGAUGGAGGCGGCGGCGGCGCCCGGCAGGGAUGCGCGGGAGCGGGCGGCGAGUCAUCCCCGCGGCCGCGGAGAGAAGAGCCCGCCAGACAGCAGGAAAGUUUAUAUGGACUGUAAUGCAACCACCCCCCUUGAGCCAGAAGUCAUCCAGGCCAUGACCGAGGCCAUGAGGGAAGCCUGGGGAAAUCCCAGCAGUCCUUACCCAGCAGGUAGGAAGGCCAAGGACAUUAUUGACACAGCUCGGGAGAACGUCGCGAAGAUGAUAGGUGGGAAACCUCAGGACAUAAUCUUCACUUCCGGGGGCACCGAGUCCAACAACUUAGUAAUCCAUUCCAUGGUGAAACAUUUCCACCAAACCCGCCCCUCUGCGGGGAGCCCGGCCGAGCUGUGCAGCCCGCUGGAUGGGGCCGCGCCCCAUCUUAUCACCUGCACCGUGGAACACGACUCCAUCCGCCUACCCCUGGAGCACCUGCUCAAAGAAGGAGCGGCCGCGGUCACCUUUGUGCCAGUGUCCAAGGUGAAUGGUCAGGUGGAGGUUGAGGACAUCCUGGCAGCUGUCCGCCCGGCCACGUGCCUUGUGACUAUCAUGCUGGCCAAUAACGAGACGGGAGUCAUCAUGCCCAUCUCUGAAAUCAGUCAGCGAAUUAAAGUCCUGAACCAAAAGCGGGCAACUUCCGGGCUGCCUGUCAUUCUGCUACACACAGAUGCGGCACAGGCCCUGGGGAAACGGCGCGUGGAUGUGGAGGACCUAGGCGUGGACUUCCUGACCAUCGUGGGGCACAAGUUCUACGGUCCCAGGAUUGGAGCACUUUAUGUCCGAGGGCUUGGUGAACUUACACCUCUGUACCCUAUGCUGUUUGGAGGUGGACAAGAACGGAAUUUCAGGCCAGGGACAGAGAACACGCCGAUGAUUGCCGGCCUCGGGAAGGCCGCUGAGCUGGUGACCAGGAACUGCGAGGCUUAUGAGGCCCACAUGAGAGAUGUUCGAGACUACCUGGAGGAGCGACUGGUGGCUGAAUUUGAUAAGCAGAGAAUCCAUCUGAACAGCCAAUUUCCAGGGACCGAGCGACUCCCCAACACAUGCAACUUUUCCAUCCGGGGACCCCAGCUUCAAGGGCGUGCAGUGCUGGCCCAGUGCAGGACGCUAAUGGCCAGCGUGGGGGCCGCGUGCCACUCGGACCACAUGGACCGGCCAUCCCCAGUGCUGCUGAGCUGUGGUAUCCCCUUUGACGUGGCCAGGAACGCGCUCCGGCUCAGCGUGGGCCGCAGCACCACCAGGGCCGAGGUGGACCUCGUCGUGCAGGACCUGAAACAGGCCGUGGCCCGGCUGGAGUGCCAGGCCUAGCGCCAAGGACGCCCCAGAGGAAGCCCUUCCAAGUGCUGCGCCAGGACGGCUCUCCUCCUAAUUUGUCCCAGAGUGUCUGACAUGGUGCC
This is a messenger RNA of Lontra canadensis (Northern American river otter), 1455 nucleotides long. It is a transcript of the gene SCLY, whose product is annotated as selenocysteine lyase. The record is from RefSeq and is a predicted model, not a curated record. The transcript has 12 exons. Lineage: Eukaryota; Metazoa; Chordata; Mammalia; Carnivora; Mustelidae. The coding region runs from base 26 to 1366 and encodes 446 amino acids.